CUGUCCUGAACUAAGUUUAGUAGGAACGCAUGUGGCUGAAAGUCUUGCGCGUCUUGCUUUACAAUUUCAUGCAGUUUCGCGUCCAUGCAUCCUUAAACGUUCGCUGUAAUGUCCACAUCAACUGGCGAGAAACAAGAAUGCGAUACAAAGACCUCGUGUGGUGGGAUUAUUAUGGAUUCAUUGCCUUUCAACCGGUAUGAAACACAAGAUGACCAGUUGUUUACUCAGCCUAGGCCUGUAGCAAGCAGCUUAUCCAGACUGGCUGAACUGAUCAGUCACUUUCAGUACAAACCCAAACAGCAACAGCCUUCAUCCUCCAUCUGCAAAGACUGCGGCCAGACGUUCCCUAACCUGGACAGUCUUGUGGAUCACCAGGAAAGAGAGCACUCCCUGCAAAAGCUCCACUGCUGUCAGCGAUGUGGCCAAAAGUUUGCUUUGCUCUCCAGUUUACAGCUACACAAGUGCCCCGAUUCGUCUUCCACAUGCCAGGCGUGCAGGGGCGAACCUCAAUGGGGUUGUCCUUGCCCUACCUGUGGGGCUGAACCUCUAGGUGCCUUUUUCUCCGAAGAGCCUUUUUUUGGUAAUGACAACAGCCCUUAUGUGUGCGCCCCAUGUGGACUAGCCUUCGGCCACAAGCAGGACCUGCUGUACCACCAGCAGGCUGGAGAAUGUCAGCCCGCUCCCCUCAACCCAUCCUCUCCAGCUGCUAGUCCGACCGCCUCCUACACCUCCUCGCCUCCGUCUCCCACCUGUACCAGGGUUUCUACUUCCGCAUGCACUUUGUGCCCCCGAACGUUUCGUUCGCCUGCGGGACUCGCCAGCCACAUGCGUAAUUUUCACGAGAAAAAGACGGGGUCCUCAAAAAAGACGGGGUCCUCAAAAAAGUUUCAGUGCCGUUCCUGUGACAAGGUUUUCCCCCAGACGUCCUUACUUUACCUGCAUAGGGAGGAGGAACAUCGACGAGAGAACAUCAUCACGAAACCGCAGAGAAACUCCAGGCGAGAAACCACCAGGCGAAGGCAGAGGGGCGAGACGUAUCCCUGCCUUCACUGCGGAAAAGUCUUCCUGCACCAUUUGACUCGCAGGGCGCAUUUCAAGCACUACAGCGCUCACCAUCAGACCCACCUCGCCCUCAGCAGCAAAACAGCCAAAGCUGGGUUUAAGCCAAAGGCAGCUAAAGGGUCCACAUUACUCAAGGAUGGAAAACCAAAGAGAGGUAGGCCGAGGAAAAUUCAGCCGGUUUUGACGGAAGAGGUGGAAACAGGAGAUCGGCCCCAAGCUGUGCUGAAAGCACAUGAGAAGGUUCCUCAACCAGCAGGCACGUGUAGGUGCUGUAGUGUGUGUACAGGUGGUAUAACUCUCUCUGAGAUACCAGACGUUUGUGAUAAGAAUGUCUUUCACUGUGUGCCCUGUGCGGAGGCUUUCAUAGCCCUAGAGACCUUUUUAGAGCACUGCCAGAAGCAUCUGAUUCGUGAAAGUGAGGAAGAUGAAGAUCUACUCAGCGAUUGAUAAAAGGUCCAUCUACUGCACAGGUGCAUUAAAAUGUUCAAAAUAUCAGGAAUUACAUUAUACUUUGAUAUACUGUGAUGUCCUUAUGUGGGCAGACCUACAGAUAUGUCCUGGGCUUCCUGAAUAACAGCUCUGUCAAUACAUGUCAUAUCAUGCAAAAACACUUCACGCAAGUGCCAGAGAAAUAGAGAAUUUCAACAAAAAUAGUCCAAAAUAGCCAGUUGUAUUUUUUCUGAUACGGGUACCUGUUUAUACCACUUUUACUUGCCACAUGAUCAGGUUUAAUGUUUAUCUAAACAAUGUGUCUAUUGUAUUACUAUAAAGAGAUUUUCUUUCAGACACAUUCUUUUGUCAAACAAUGUUUUUUUACAUGUCGGUUUUCUUACUCAAACCUAAAACCAGGGAAAUGAUAUGUUGCAAGUAGGAUUGCAUAUCUCUGGAUCUGUAAUUUGCUACUGAUAUAUUUCAGCAUUUUUAUUAAACUACCUUUGUUUCAAUCAUUUGUGUAAUUUCUCAUUGUCAGAUGAUUCUAUGCGGUGUUUGCAUUCCAUUCUUCAUGUUAUGCAUAAACUCUUAACACAUUUUGUGAUUUAAGUGUAAAACGAUUUAUGCAUGUUAUCUACAUAAAUAUAUAUUUCAGCCUGUGAGACCAAAUAUUACAGAUAUUAUUCAGAUUUCGCGUCUUCUGGAUUGAAGAUAUGAUUUUUGUGGUUUAGAUCAUUUAGAAAAUUAGAUAUAACGUCUGAUAUCCUGAUAUGACUUAUUUGAAAUAAAAAUGACUCCGUAUUCUGCUGAAAUAUUGGAAUGUGUGCUGUUAAAAGAAUCUGUCGCAAAGAACAAAUAAGUAAUAAUUUCUGCUACGAUUGUAUAUUUUUUAUUUUCUCAACCAAAUAACUUGUCAAUAAGUUUGUAUGUAACGCUUCUGCUGUACUAACAUUUAACCAGCACCAAAUAGACUUCAGGUUCCAAUGUUUGUCAAAAUAUUUAAUUGCACUAAUCUUUUUUGGGAGUAAACAUUGGGCCGGAUUCACUAAACUGUUCUUAAGACAAAAUAUAAGAUUGUUCUUAAGAUAAAGUAUAGGAAGCUCGUAAGAAUUUUCCUUUUUAAGAAGUUCUCAAUUACUUUCUUAAGAACAUCUUCAUUUUUUGCAUAAGAAUAAAAUGACAUAGAGUAUGCUUUGUAAGUCAAUCUUGAGAAAAAAAUUAAGAACUGCCUAAGAACAUUUUUUCGGGAAUACAAAACUUUUUUCUCAAAUUACAGUUAAAGAAGAAAUAUGGUAGUUAAGAAGAAUUUUCUUAAGAAUGUUGUGUGAAUCCGCCCCAUUGUCUUUUAACACUGUACUAAGCUGCUUUAUGGCUUACAUUAUGUUUUUGCCUGCAGCUACCUCCUAUGUGAACUUUGUGUUAUUUCUUGUCAUAUGUACCUCGUGUUACUAACACGUUAUUGCAUAAAUACUGUUUUUGAAUAAAUUUGGUAAAAAGGUCA
Molecule: messenger RNA, 2995 nt
Organism: Triplophysa rosa
Lineage: Eukaryota; Metazoa; Chordata; Actinopteri; Cypriniformes; Nemacheilidae
Exons: 2
Coding region: 109-1509 (466 amino acids)
Biological process (GO): regulation of transcription by RNA polymerase II
Cellular component (GO): chromosome
Molecular function (GO): chromatin insulator sequence binding
Source: RefSeq, a predicted model, not a curated record